Messenger RNA from Yamadazyma tenuis ATCC 10573, 1475 nucleotides. The record is from RefSeq and is a predicted model, not a curated record. Lineage: Eukaryota; Fungi; Ascomycota; Pichiomycetes; Serinales; Debaryomycetaceae.
CUAAAACUCACAUAAAUACUGACGUUGCCGUACUCCAUCCAAAAGCAUUCCACAAAUUCAUUAUCCUUCAAGCUCACCUUCUUCCACCUUUAAAAAUGAAGGUCAUUGACUUGUUGGACCAUGACCCAUCUGCCUCAGUGCACUCGUUACCAAGUGAAGUCAGCAUUAAAUUAACCGAAAUCUCCAAAGUGAUCUUCAAAUCUAAGAAGGCCACCUUAUUAACUGGGGCAGGGAUUAGUUGCAACGCUGGGAUUCCUGAUUUCAGAUCCAGUGAAGGAUUAUACAACUUGGUGAAGGAAAAAUACCCGAAGACAGUUGUCAAGGGACAAGACUUAUUUGACAUCUCGCUUUUCAGAGACGAGUUAACAUUGCAAGUCUUCUGCACAUUUAUGGAGGGAUUGUACGCUAGCUCUUUGCAAGCAAAACCCACCGAAACUCACAAAUUCAUCAAGCUCUUGAAGGACAAGAAUAAGCUCCUUAGAUGCUACACUCAGAACAUCGAUGGUAUAGAAUCUAAAGUUAAUUUGACCACCGGCAUUAAGUCUUCUGAAUUUCAAACCGAGGAGACCAACAGACGUCUUGUAAAUUCCUCGUUCAAUAAAAAUUGGAAGAACUUAGAUGUGGUCCAACUUCAUGGCGACUUAAACCAAUUAACGUGCACCCAAUGUUUCUCCAACUUUGAGUGGACCAAAAAGUAUCAAAAUAUGUUGUCAAGUGGUGACAACCCAGAGUGCUCAAACUGCUUUCAGAAAUACCAGGAAAGAUUAUAUCUGGGUAAAAGACUCACAGGAAAUAUUGGAAUACUAAGACCUGGAAUUGUUUUAUACGGAGAAAACCACCCUCAAUCAGAAAUCCUCGCUCAAGGCUUGAAUACAGAUAUUAAAUCUAGGCCUGACAUAUUGAUCAUCAUGGGUACUUCUUUGAAGGUUGAUGGAGUAAAGAAGUUGGUUAAAAGUUUAGCUACAUCUAUUCAUGAGAAAGGCGGAAAAGUCAUUUUCAUCAAUAAAACUCAAGUAUCUUCUAGUCAAUGGGACAACUAUGUUGAUUAUCAAGUAUUGUGUGAUUGUGAUAACUUCAUCAAAGUGUUAAAGCAAGAAAUUCCUGAUUUGUUCUUGACCCAGGAACAAUUAGACUCCAAGAGACUUAAGCAACUUGAAGCCAAAAGAAUAAAACAAGAAGCUAGAGAAGAAAAGAAGAUCCAGGUAAAGAAAGAUCCCCAGGUGCUAGUCAAGACGCCUCCUCCAACUCCUACGAAAAGAAAACCUGCUAGACCUGUGCUAAAGAGAAGGGACUUCAAUAGCGAAAGGAGUGUUAAAUUUGGCUUAAAGUAUGAAUUGCCUUCUCCACCAACGAGUUUCAACAAUGAUGUGGUAGUAACCAACCAAGAAUCUGACUUCACUCCUAACAAAAAAAUUAAAACUGAAACUUGAUUAUGUUUCUAUAGAUUUUUAAUGAUUAACGACUUGAUGAUUUUA